Molecule: messenger RNA, 1284 nt
Organism: Poeciliopsis prolifica (blackstripe livebearer)
Lineage: Eukaryota; Metazoa; Chordata; Actinopteri; Cyprinodontiformes; Poeciliidae
Product: microfibril-associated glycoprotein 4-like
Exons: 6
Coding region: 155-874 (239 amino acids)
Biological process (GO): elastic fiber assembly
Source: RefSeq, a predicted model, not a curated record
UGGGUAUGCGAUGUUGACCAUUUACUGAUUUGUUGGUUAUAAAAGUCACAGAAAGACCAGAGAUUGACAUCAGAUCACAACAGCAGAACUCAUCGGAUCUCUUCCUGACAGUCAUCACAUUUUUCAUCCCUAUCUCUGCGGCACAACUAAGAACAUGAAGCUGCUGUCAGCUCUACUGCUCUUCCUGAUUCCUCUAUGGGCCAGCUGUGCGCCUCUUGUCCUUCCUCUGGACUGCAGUGACAUCUAUAACCAUGAUAACAGCAAACCCAGCGGAGUUUACACUAUCUAUCCUAUUGGGGCCACUUCAGCUGUCCAGGUUUUCUGCGACAUGGACUCUUUGGGAGGACGGUGGACAGCGUUCCAGAGGAGGAUGGAUGGCUCCGUGAACUUCUACAGGCCUUGGGCUCAUUACAAGGAAGGCUUUGGGAAUGCUGUUGGAGAGUACUGGCUUGGUUUGGAAAAGCUGUUCCACUUAAGUCUCAGGAAAAAGUAUGAACUGCUGGUCGACAUGGAGGAUUUUGGAGGAAAUAAGGUGUAUGCUCGUUACUCCUCUUUCUCUGUUGGUCCAGAAUCUUAUGGAUAUAUUCUGCAUGUAUCUGGAUUCAGUGAUGGAGGUGCAGGAGACUCUCUAACACAUCAUAAUGGAUUCAAAUUUUCCACCUUUGACAAGGAUCAGGAUGUUGAUGACGCAAAUUGUGCCAGAUUAUACCUCGGGGGGUUUUGGUACAAAUACUGUCAUCUGAGCAAUCCCAAUGGGGUUUAUCGCUGGGGUGCUGAUAGUACUAUCUUUGCUGUUGGAGUGGAGUGGUCCACGUGGAAAGGCAACAACUAUUCAUUGAAAGCCAUCAGCUUUAAGAUUCGUCCUGUUCAGUAAAAUGACAGCAUAAGAUUAAAUAUCACCUUAUGUUUUUACUGAAGGCCACGGGUCAGAAAAUUAAUUUCUGAGCUUCAGUCAGAAAUUAAUUUCAAUAUAAAUUUGAAUUUUCACUUCACAUGUCUUUAGCUUCUUCCACUACUCUAAAUUUAGGUUGUUACAUUAUCAGAACAUUUCCUUUCACUUUGCAGUCUUUGAUUCUUCCUAAUUUCAACCAAUCUAGACAGUUAAAUUACACCACAUUAUCCUUGGCUUUUCAGUUUUGUGCAUUUUAAUUCUUUUCUUCUUUAUUAUAUAGAUUUCUCUGUUAUCUGUUGUUGUGGAAGUUACCCAACAAUACAUUGCUUGUAUUCCUUAAAAUGUGCUAUUGGUAAAUUAAAAAUAGUAUUUCAUCUGCUGUGCUUGCACUG